AUGGACGGGCGAAAUAUUAUGGAGUGCACAAACAUCAAUUGUUUGGCUACGAUUAGGUUCACUAAACUUCCAGCCGGCACUCUAAUCAAUCCUAGUGGAACGCCUGAACAGUUCAGUUGGUAUGAUCUUGAUCCAGGAGAAAUCUUUUACCCUAAUGCUAUCACAAUAAGGCGCUUAGAGGAAAGGAUUGGGUGGCCAGGAGCUGUCUCAAUGUCCAAUGUUUCUGAAGAACUAGAAGCACCAAAGUUGCCACAGAAGAAGUUCUAUCGACAACGUGCUCAUUCGAAUCCUCACUCCGAUCAUGACAUCGAAUAUCCAAGGACACCGGACGACAUGGACUGGGUGAAGUUGUAUGGUGAUCUGGCCCGUAGUAGGCAUGUCGAAUUCGCUGAUAUCGGAUGUGGCUAUGGUGGUCUUCUGAUGAAUUUAUCUCCGUUGUUUCCCGAGACUCUUAUUGUUGGGCUGGAAAUACGAGUAAAGGUUUCAGAUUUUGUUUGUGAGAAAAUAAAGGCUCUUAGACUGCGUUCUGCGGAAACGAAUGGCUAUCAGAACGUAGCAUGUCUGAGAUCGAAUGCCAUGAAAUAUUUACCUCACUACUUUCAUAAGCAUCAGCUGUCGAAAAUGUUCUUUUUGUAUCCGGAUCCACAUUUUAAGAAUAAGAAGCACAAGUGGCGGAUUAUUACACCGGGAUUGUUGGCCGAAUAUGCUUAUGUACUGCGGUCUGGGGGUUUGGUAUACACAAUUACUGAUGUGAAGGAGUUACAUGAGUGGAUGGUUCAGCAUUUUUGUGAGCAUCCACUCUUUGAGCGUGUUACAAAAAAGGAGGAGGAAUCUGACCCUAUUGUGCCGUUAUUGUUCGAGAGGUAUUUACUCCUACCGAAGAAGGACAGAAAGUUACUCGGAAUGAAGGCGAUAAAUACCCUGCGAUAUUUAGACGAAAACCGGACCCUAGUUGGUGAUUUGUGGUUUACUGACUCGCCUUCACCAGUGAGGAUGGACGAGGACGAGUACGAGACUCUACCUACUCAUAGUGUUGGGGUUCAUCUAAUGGCUGGUGCUUUAGCUGGUGCAGCAGAGCACUGCUUAUUGUUUCCAUUUGACAGUGUUAAGACGCGACUACAAAGCUUAUGUCCAUGUCCUGAGAUGAAAUGUCCCACGCCUGUUCACUCUCUAUGGAAUAUUGUGCGGAGAGAGGGAUGGUUGCGGCCAUUACGGGGUGUGAACGCUGUUGCAGUGGGAUCGCUACCAGCACACGCUCUGUAUUUCACUACAUACGAGAAGACGAAAAAAUUUCUCACUGGUAACACUGCGGGUCAUGCAAAUACGUUGUCUUAUGGUGUCGCUGGAACGUUGGCAACACUGGUGCAUGACGCAGUCAUGAAUCCUGUUGAGGUGGUUAAGCAGCGGAUGCAGAUGCAAUUCUCUCCAUAUGGUUCGUCCUUAGAGUGUGUCCGUUGUAUCUACAAACGUGAAGGGAUGGUUGCAUUCUAUAGGUCGUACACUACCCAACUUGUUAUGGCUGUUCCUUUCCAGUCCAUCCACUUCAUGACCUACGAAUUUUGGCAAGAAAUUCUAAAUCCUGAACAUAAAUAUGAUCCACGAUCUCAUUUAAUUGCUGGUGGAUUCGGCGGAGCACUUGCAGCGGCGUUGACAACACCGUUGGAUUGUGUAAAAACAGUGUUGAAUACUCAGCAAACUCCAGCUAUGGUUCAAGAAGACGUGAUUUUAAAGGUACUCAUUACAGCAGGAAGCUAUCGAAGUAUCUUUGAUGCUUGUAAAACUAUCUACUUACAACGGGGUCUUCUCGGAUUCAGUUGUGGAUUGCAAGCGCGCGUUAUGUUCCAGGUACAUGCAUUUUAG
Molecule: messenger RNA, 1860 nt
Organism: Angiostrongylus costaricensis
Lineage: Eukaryota; Metazoa; Nematoda; Chromadorea; Rhabditida; Metastrongylidae
Source: the annotation of a GenBank genome assembly